CAACCACAGAACACACACACACACUUUAAAUGCCUUUAUGUCUCUCAUACACUCAGUCUAUUUCACUCAAUGACACCACCAUGGCAUGCUCGGGGCUGUUGAUUUUGGGAUUUGUCCUAAAUGUUGCUCACUGCUUGGAAAUGCUGGGUCCGGCUGAAGAGCCAAGGAUUGAGAUCACACACAACAUCAUUGCAGUCCUGGGAGAGGUGGUGUAUCUGAACUGUAGAUAUCUGGGCGAGAGUGAGAUCCAGAGCAGCAGGUGGAUUCGCCAGAUUAACUCUAAAGUCAAAUCCAAAGGACUGGCCGGAUUUUUAAAUGGUCGGGCCUUUAAACGGCAUGACUUCUCAGAGCCAGCCUCGCUCACCAACCUCACAGUUCAGCUGAGGGUGUCCAGUGUGGACAUCGAGGGACAAUACAUUUGUGAGUUUGAAUCAGAGGAGGGCGUUUUUUCUGAGAACGCAUUUGUCACUGUAGUAGCUCGACCUGAUGUGCAGAUCCUCGUGAAUGUGGGCAUCAUAAAUGGCACUCAGUACCAGUCGGUGUCAUGCUCUGCCGUCGGUGGCAGGCCCUCACCUCAGAUCAGCUGGUCCGUUAACGGCCUUGCUGCCUCAGAUUACCCCUUCACUGUGAGUGUGAGCAACACAGCUCACUCAAACGGCACAUUCACCCAGAGCAGCGUCCUCCGCUUCCCCACCCACCUGCAGGACGAGGACAGCGUGACCUGCAAUGUUCAACACCCGACCCUCCCAAACCCCAAACUCACCACAGUGAGGGUGGAAACGUAUGUGAGGCCAAAUGUGACCAUUACGGCAGAGAUGGUACAAAAAGGAGGAAAUGAUUUCUGGGUGGUCUCGUGCAUUUCAUCUGGAGGGAGACCUGACACUGACAUCUCGUUGGCUUUGAGCACCGAUGAAGAGCUGCAGAGAGAAAACAGCACCGACCCGGACACGCAAAGACGCUCAGUCUUCCUCCCCGCAGUAGAGUACGAGGGCCGAAACUUCACCUGUGUGUUUGACCACCCCAAAUUUACACACAUCGAGUCACGAGCCAUAACACUGCCGUCCUUCUAUCUGUCUAGAGUUCAGCUGUUGGGCUCGAGACCGAGAAUCAACACUGAGGGCUUCCAACCCACUGAAAUGUUAGAGCUGCAGGAAGGACAGAGGGGAAUCGUCGUCGGCCUAGAGGUCGUAGGGAAUGUGCCACGUUACAAUGUCACCUGCAAAAAAGAUGACGGGCCCUUGCCUGCAGGUUUGGAGCUGGUUGGCAGAAGCCUCACAGUUCAGGGUCCUGUGGAGCAUCAGCACAGUGGCCUGUAUGAAUGUGUCUUCUCCCAUCACCAUCUUAAAGCAAUGCUGCAGUUCAACAUCACAGUUCAGCCCCGUGUAUUUCAGCCUGUUCCCCCCACAGUACGAGUUGAUUUGUGGACUAAAGGUGGACUCAGGGUGAUCGAGUGCUCAGCAGCUGAUGCUGUUCCUGCGGCCAACGUAUCCUGGCUUCUACCAAAGGGUGUGUCGGGAGAGUCUUGGUUCAAUUUCACUUCUCAUAAUGGAAGCCACUCUGUCACAGGAGUUUUUCUCCUCCCUGCUUGCUCGCCUUGGGAGCUCACUGCAGUGUGUGUGAUAAAUCACCCAGCGUUUGAGGAGCCAGAGAACAGAAGCAUUACGCUCCCUCCUUGCGCUCGCCCUAACAUCAACAUGAACUCCAGCACAGAGUGGAAAGACGGUGAAAAGUUCACAAAGGUGGACUGCUCUGCAGACAGUGUUGCCCCAGCAGCAGCUAUAAGUUGGCAUGUUGGACACAGUGACAACAGCAUCAUCGGGGACCUGUCAGAGCCUGAAGUCCAGGCCGACGGUUCGGUCACAGCCCGUAGCUCUGUUCACUUUUUGACGUCUUUGUACGCUGGUCAGAAUUUGACCUGCAUGGUGAAGCAUCCAAGCUCGGAGGCAUCACAGAAAAGGACAAUACACGUUCCUGUUCCGAAAGCCCCACUGCUGAGAGUGUCUGUGGCGAGACAGCAGGACUCUCACCUCUGGCUGGCGGUGUGUGACUGCAGAGGGGACGCUGUCGGGACAAACCUCGCCUGGGUUCUUCCUGAAAAUGCCAAAGGCCAAACAUCCCUGCAUUCAGAGUAUGAAGGACGCGUCCUGAAAGCCAGGCUGACGUAUCAGUUUCCUUUGGCCCUUCAUGAGGGGCAGGACCUGACCUGUGUGUACCGGUUUAAACAUGGGAUCACAGAGAAGAGGAGCGUUCAUGUCCCCAGAUACUAUAUCUCCGCUGUGAGAGUCCUGAACCAUACGACUCCUCUGCGAAGCCGCUACGGUGGUGAACCCGUCAUGCACAGACUAGCGCUCCAGGAAAAUCAUCACAACCAGAAAAUACUGCUCCGAGUCAUAGGCAACGUGCCACAGUAUGACCUCAACUGUCAGAGGAGUGAUGGCUCAUCCGUCUACAUGGAAGGGCUCGCAAUGGUCUUAGAGUCAGAGCUCACGGAGUGGGACGGAGACCUGUACACCUGCCGUGCCUCCUUCUAUCACCACAUGGCCGCAGUGAAGAUCCAAGUGGAGGUCAUGUGCAAGGACAAACAGUUUGUCUUGGUCGUCAUUAGCUGCGUUUCUUCCGCCUUGGCCAUCCUCUUCAUCUUCGUCGUCCCUCUCUGGGUUUGCUGCGCAAGAAACAGCAAGACAAAAUAUAAGGAGCAGGAGUCUCUCUCGGCGUUGACGACUCUGAUGCAGGAGCCCGGCUCGCCUGAGGUGAAGAAGCCAGUGAUGAUGGAAAAGGACAGUAAGGAAUAUGAUCAGCUGAUCAGUUACGCUAUAGUCAUUGAUGUGAAGAGUACGGUGUGAGGAUGAAUGUGGCUUGCAGGGCUUUGUAAACGGCAUUCAGCUUUGCAUUGUGCACAAACGAAAACUGCAGCACUGUUUGAGUAUUUUAUUAUUUGACUGUAUCAUUUAAAGUUGAAGGAUCUAUUGUUUAUGUACUGAAACAUCAGAUUUUAGUUUGAUGAGUUUUUAUGCAUUACUUUUGCACUUUUUCGUGUUACUUGAAUUUUUUACUCUUUUUUUAAAAUGCACAUUGUAUUCUCAGGUAUUGUCAAUUAAAUCAUUGAGAUAGAAUUUA
This is a messenger RNA of Scophthalmus maximus (turbot), 3117 nucleotides long. RefSeq lists its product as uncharacterized. The transcript is spliced from 14 exons. Gene Ontology annotation, biological process: heterophilic cell-cell adhesion; homophilic cell-cell adhesion. The record is from RefSeq and is a predicted model, not a curated record. NCBI's taxonomy places the organism in Eukaryota, Metazoa, Chordata, Actinopteri, Pleuronectiformes, Scophthalmidae. The coding region runs from base 30 to 2843 and encodes 937 amino acids. Gene Ontology annotation, cellular component: adherens junction.